AUGAAAGCUUUGUUAAAUGUCCCUCCUUUGGUGCUUCUACACUGCACCCUCUUGCUCUACCUCACUCGCUCCCUAUGCCCACACCCCCCUCAGAGGAGGGAGCUCCUGGACACGCUUGGGAUCCCCCCCUUGCCGGACCUGCUGCCGGACCGGCUCGUGGCUCCUCUUCUCGAAGGCGUGGUGGAGCACAAGCGCCUGCACUUCCUCUACACCGCAUCCAUGCUUCUGUACUGGAACAACGGCGAGAUGCAACACAUGGAGAUGAGCAAAACAGAUGGGGCGCUGAGGACGGAAGAGGAGCUGAGGGAGUUGGAGGGGAGCGGGUGGGAGGGGAAGGAGGAGUGGCUGAUCCGGGAGGAGGUGGACACGUGGCGCAACGCGCUGUUCAGAUCGUGGCCUGUCUUUGAGCUUUCACGUGAGGCAGCGCUAAGCUGGGCGUGGUCUGGGGAGGAGGAGAGGGUGAGGGAAUGGUGUGUGGAGAUCAGGCAGAAGGAGAGGGAGUUUGAGAAGAUCAGUAGGUGGAAGGAGAGGGUUCUAGUGGAUAAGAUGCAUGCUGCUGCUGCUAGUACAGCUGGUCCCGCUGCUGCUGGGGGUGAGAGUGAGGUGGGAGGCGGGCUGAAAAUCGCGCCUGCGUACCUAGUACCGUGGGUGGGGGGGGUGAACCCGUUUGCAUGCCUGCGGGAGAUGCUGCUGGGGGAGACGUGCUACUGGGAGCUCUCAAACGGGCGGAGGGUUGGGGUGAAUAACUACGGGCGAAUCGACUCGCCCAGCGAUGACAUCCGUGUAGCCAUGGCGAAGAACGCGAGCAAGGCGGGAAGUCCUACCGCCGCCUCCAGUGCGAGCUGUGACGGGGACGACGGAGACGAAGCAAACGGCGACGACGCCGAGGAGGAUUGGCCGGAGAACGGCCACGACGACAGCGCUUCGGGCGACGAAUUAGGUCCUGCCGACAUCGAGGAGGACGAAUGGUGGAAUCGGCCGGUCGGGAGCGACGACGAGGUGGAAGAGUGGCGGGCUGGUGAUUCCGACAACGACGGAGGUGAAGAUGCGCAUGGUGACAACGCGGAGGCAGCGGCGGAUGCACAGGAAGCGGCGGUGGAUGCGAAUGAGGUGGCUGACGACGAGGCGGGGGCGGAACUUGAGACAAUUGCGCCUGCGGAUGCGGCCGCAAUUGCGGAUGCGGAUGCUGUGGCGGAGUCGGACAAGGUUGCUGCGGAUGCCGUCUUAUUUGACGAGGAAGGCGGCGACGACGACCCAUGGAGCCUUGGGACCGACGACGACAUUCCGCUACUGAAGCGGAGGUUGCGCCAUCGCCUACAGUCCAAGUCGAAGCGGGCCUGCGUGGUGCUCUCUGACGACAACGGUCCGGGGGAGGAGCGUCGCCCGAUACUCACCGCUGCGGAGAAGAGGAAAGCCAAGGUCGCGGAAGCCCCUGCUAAGGCCCCUGCUAAGGCCCCUGCUCGUCGCCGCACAAGCAACAAGAAGCGGACAUCCGACGGAGACCCGGGAUGCAGCAAGGGUGCAGCUAAGAAGAAGGCGAAGAAGGCGCCAAAUCCUGACGACAUCGUCGUGAACGAGAGGUUGGGCAGCGACGAUGAGUACGCGGCGGCGGCGGGCCCGAUUCCCACGUUCCUUGAGAAGCUGCGGAGACCUCCACACCCCGUGGUGCUGCAGUGGAUCGCGGAGGCUUGGGAUCAAGUCCCCAAGCAGAUCAUCAUCGACACGUUCCGCCACUAUGGGAUCUCGAGCAAGCUGGACGGAACGGAGAACCACCUGGUGAUGUCUCACCUGCGCGCCAGGAGCACCACCGAUGUCUCCGCGGACAUGUCCCUCGGGGGGAUCACAGGCGAGAACACGCGCCUGCUCGGUCGGGCUCCAGAGGAGGAGGAGGAGGAGGAGGAGGAGGAGGAGGAGGAGGAGGAGGAGGAGGAGGAGGAGGAGGAGGAGGAGGAGGAGGUGAUGCAGACGGAGGGCGUGCGGGAGGUGGCCGUGGCAACCGGCCUGGAGGUGCUGUACCAGGAGACCCCCAACUACCGCGGAGCGGCGGCCGAGGCUGACCGCAUGAUCGAGCCUAGGGAGAUGGCUAGGCAUGCCUGGCGAGUGCAAGACCUGGGUGUAGAGCCUGUUGUUAGUGCAGGUGAUGAGGCGGUGACUGAGGGGGGUUAG
Molecule: messenger RNA, 2166 nt
Organism: Closterium sp. NIES-65
Lineage: Eukaryota; Viridiplantae; Streptophyta; Zygnematophyceae; Desmidiales; Closteriaceae
Source: the annotation of a GenBank genome assembly